AUGGCUUUACCAGACAUAGAAGAAGAACCCUUAAAAGGGCUUUCCUCCAGAUACAACAUUGCCGGCCUCGUCAUUAUACUAGUUGCAAUUUCUCAAGGUUUUUUAGGGCUAUCAGAUUUAUCAAUGAGUUAUCUAUAUAAAGACGAUUUCAAAAUGAGCCCUUCAGAAGUUGCUUUUGCCACCUCACUUGCGUCUAUUCCUUGAAUUAUCAAACCACUAUGGGGCUUUAUUUCUGACUGUUUCCCUAUUUUCGGAAGAAGACGAUCCCCUUAUCUUGCAGUUUUUGGGAUAAUUGGCAUGUGCUCUUGGGUUGUAAUGUCAUCAGUUGUAAAUUCGUCGAUUUCUGCAAUUGUGACAAUGCUUAUUAUACAAAUUUGCACAGCUUUUUGCAAUGUAAUUGGGGAAGCUCUUGUAGUGGAAGAAAGCCAAAAACAUGGGGACAGCGCUGAGGACGCUUCAAAAUAUGUAACAUUGUUUUUUGGAACUAGGGCAUUUGGGAUGCUGGUGACUGCAUAUUCUGGUGGGAUUUUAUUGGAAUAUAUUGAUAAAAGGACUGUGUUUUUGAUUACUGCCUGCUUUCCAUUGCUGCUGUGUGUAGCAGCUUUAUUAAUGAAUGAACGCAGAGUGACUGAAAAUCCAACUGUUCAUACCCAAGUUAAAGAAAUUUGGCAAUUUGUAAAAAUGCCGAGGGUGGCGUGACCAAUCACUUUUAUUUUCUUAUUUAUGUGUACUCCGUCCUCUGGGGAUGCGAUGUUUUUCUAUAUUUUUUUUGAAUUAGCCUCAAAAUCUUUUACUUUUCCUGAAAAUCAAAUUUUCUUUAUUUUAAUAACAAAAAUCCAAUAAUUUUUUUUAAAAAAUCCUUCAUAUUAUAAUACUAUACUAACGACUUAGGAUUUGAGUAUGAAUUCAUGGGAAGAAUGAAAAUGGCUUGGGGCUUAGCAACUUUAAUAGGAAUGCUCGUAUAUAAUAAAUGGCUUAAAGGCAUCGGGUUCAAGCCAAUGUUUUUGUCGUCAUGCAUUAUAGGCUGUGUAAUGGGCUUAACACAAAUUUUAUUAGUCACGAGAUUUAAUGUCACUUUGGGGAUCCCUGACACAGUUUUUGCAUUAAGCAGCAACUUUUUGGUCCAAGCUCUUGGAGAGCUGAACGCAAUGCCGCUGCUAGUGCUCUGCUGCAGAAUUUGCCCGAAAAAUAUUGAAGGCUCUUUAUAUGCUUUACUGAUGUCUACGUGGAAUUUUGGGAAUUUAGUUUCAAGCCAGUUAGGAGCUCUGCUUAUGAUUGGGCUUGGAAUUACUGAAAGUAAUUUUAACCUGCUGUGGCUUAUGCUGCUGCUUACAAAUUGUAUUAUGCUUCUACCGCUGCCGCUGUUGAGGUUUAUCCCGGAUUAUGAAAAUGAAGAAAAAGAGGAAAGAAAUAGCGAUGGGUAUAACGAUGUUUAG
Messenger RNA from Blepharisma stoltei, 1436 nucleotides. The record is from the annotation of a GenBank genome assembly. NCBI's taxonomy places the organism in Eukaryota, Ciliophora, Heterotrichea, Heterotrichida, Blepharismidae.